Messenger RNA from Rotaria sp. Silwood2, 287 nucleotides. NCBI's taxonomy places the organism in Eukaryota, Metazoa, Rotifera, Eurotatoria, Philodinida, Philodinidae. The record is from the annotation of a GenBank genome assembly.
GAAGCCGUGUCCGCUUUAAGCAACAAUAUCCGCUUCCACAAGCGUGCUUCUGGUUGUAAUCCUUGUUUUACUGGUUGUGAUAAUACUCUUAUUGGUUGUCGUUCUGAUUGUAGUGGUGAUCUUAUUGGUUGUAAUGCUAAUUGUGGUAUUGCUCGUGCUGAUUGUCAUGAUGGUUGUGCUCCUUCUUCUUCUAAUAGUGCUUGUAAUCGUGGUUGUGAUAAUAAUUAUGCUGGUUGUACUAAUAAUUGUAAUGUUGUUUCUGUUGGUUGUGAUAAUGUUUGUUAUAA